Messenger RNA from Sinocyclocheilus grahami, 2380 nucleotides. It is a transcript of the gene cunh1orf198, whose product is annotated as chromosome unknown C1orf198 homolog. The coding region runs from base 28 to 1002 and encodes 324 amino acids. NCBI's taxonomy places the organism in Eukaryota, Metazoa, Chordata, Actinopteri, Cypriniformes, Cyprinidae. The record is from RefSeq and is a predicted model, not a curated record. The transcript has 4 exons.
CUUGUGUGUACGUCAGCGCGUGAGGAAAUGGCGGCCGCGGCGAUGGCAGGGUCUGUGGCGGACCACCCGCUCCUCACGGAGGCCAAGAAGAUGGAAUAUUUCUCCUCCAUCAACUCCAUGGCGCGUAAGAUUGUGGAGGAGAGGGAGAAGAUAAAGGAGAGGCACGGUUCUGCCUGGGAUCAGAUGAGUCCGGGCGAACAGGACACGGCGAUAGACAACGGGAUGAUGGACCCGCGGAUCCGGGCUCGGUACGCGAUGCACCGGGUGGAGCGAGAAGAGCUGAUCUGCUUCCCGAAACUACUGCUCCAGACCGGACAGAAGACCGUUCACUUCGGAGAAGAGGACUUAACUUGGCUAGAUGAGCACUCGGCUCCCUUCUCUUGGGAGACCAAGAGUCAGAUGGAUUUCAGCAUCAUCUCCGGUGCUCCAGAACCGGCCGUUCCCUCCUCAGCUAACGAAUCCAAACCCAAGCCCUCUCAGAAUACCAAGCUGCCCAGCAAUGACGAGUCGUCCUUCUGGAAGAUCAGUGCUGAACGCUCGCGGCUAGAGGGCGAGAAGGCUGAGUUUCAGUCUCUGACGCCCAGCCAGAUCAAGUCUCUGGAGAAAGGAGAGAAGCCUUUGCCGUCAUACCUGAGGUCAGAGUCUGGGCCGAGGGAGUCAGAGGAUGCGCCUGCCUCGCGGCCGGUUCAGCAGAGAAUCACCAAACCUCAUGCCCCUCCGCCCCCCGUUCCCAUCAGCGUGACCCCUGUGGCGAUCAGCGUGACCCCGACACCUCCUGCUCCCGUGUCGUCCUCAGAGGAAGGCUGGGAAAGGGCCCAGAGCACUCUUCCUUCUGUAAGCACUAUGGAGGAUGUGUUCAGUCCUGGUCUGGUCACCAGGUCUUCCUCUCAGUCCAACAGCACAGUCAAAGAUGCCGACAAGGCAGAAAGUCCUACCUUCUCACAGUUUAACACAAGCAGUAAUAUCCUGAAGACUGGAUUUGACUUCUUGGACAACUGGUAACGCUUGAAUAUCCCGAAGAACCCAUUCCAGAUGACAGCACCUACAAGCACCACAAACCCAACACUACAGAACACUUUCCUUUUAAAUCCAAACGCUUUAGUAGUUUAUUUCUAGUGCAUCAAUAUCUCUACGACUGUAUUAAACUGUAUCUCACUGGUUACUGUUACUGAAAGCGUGAGCUAUGAUACAACGGGUAGGCUUUUUCUUUAGUUGAUUUCACACUUGGUACAUUUGCUCGAGUCAGAACCCUUUGGCUCUACUCUCCUGGCCCUGGUGAUCUGCUUUCCCACUGUUAUUGUUAUUCUAAACUGUGGUAUGUUGUGCAAAAAUUCUUUCACUUUCAACAUUAGAACCACCAAAAGCGGUUUAUCCCAUGUAUCCAGGCAACAAAGUUUGAAAUCUUUAAAGUUGCAGAACAGUGUUUUGAUUUUUGUUACUACCAAAAUGGCACGAUAUACUUAAUUAGUACCAGCCCGCUUCUGGAUUGCAUUCCCAUCAACCACAAACCAUACUGUGGUUCACAUGAAAACAAACCCAAAACCACGUUUUCAGACUCCAAAACAAGUGCGUGUUUACAGAAGUUUGGAAGAUGCAUUAAUCAAACAAGCCAGAACUCCGAUCCACACUAAAUCCACUAUAGUGUGAAUGCCACAUCACCGUCACUGCCAUCAUUUUGUAUCUAUAUUUAUCUAGACCUCAAUACUAGUGUUAAGAUGCUUCACUGUACAUUUAUUAGUAAGGACCUAAAUGAGACACCGUAGCGCUAGCAUGGUUUUGAAGAGAUGUCUUGCGCCUUGCUUGUUUUGUAGGCCUUUUAUAUGCGUGCUACUUUCAUUGUAUGCGUUGAAAUGAAUCAUUGACUUUUCUCCUCAUUCUCCUAAAUGCUUCCUUUCUUUGUCCCUUAACCCAGUACACCAGAGGUGGCUUAGUAACUUAAAGCAAUAGUUCAAAUCUCCAUUCGUUGUUGGGCCCAUACUCCAUGCAAAUACGGCAAAUGUGGGUGCAACAUUAAAUGGGUGUUAUUGCAUUACUGCGGCAUCAACGAACUCCAGAACUCAAGGGGGCGAUAGAGUUAGCUGAAACUGAAUGUUUUAUUGUUCAGGUCAGCUGAAUAGUUGAAUUAACUUGCUGAUCACUUGCGUUUGAUGUUUUUCAGAAUGCUUGAUUUUGGAUGUUUAAAAUCGACGCCAGAAGCAUUCACGUACUUGUCUGUUGCAUGAUGCAGGGCUAAACUAACUAGGGUUCAAGGGUAGGAAUCAUUUUUGGAGCUUUGUUGCGAGAUGUUUUUGUUGAAUAUGAAAUGCAUGGCCUGGAGCCAGUAUUUAUGCAUUCAUAUAUCUGUAAUGGAAGAGAAGUACAAUAAAAGAGGUACACUAAC